Molecule: messenger RNA, 1011 nt
Organism: Acanthosepion pharaonis
Lineage: Eukaryota; Metazoa; Mollusca; Cephalopoda; Sepiida; Sepiidae
Source: the annotation of a GenBank genome assembly
AUGUCUUUGUUUAUAUGUCUUUAUAUCAAUCUGUGUUUAUAUUCUAUCUAUCUAUCUAUCUAUCUAUCUAUCUAUCUAUCUUCACAUUCCCUCUCUAUCUCUACGUGUCUAUCUCUGUCCACAUUCUGUUCAUCUCUAUCUUUCAAUCUAUCUAUUUCUGUUCAUAUCUAUCUAUCUAUCUAUCUAUCUAUCUAUCUAUCUAUCUAUCUAUCUAUCUAUCUCAGUCUAUUCAUAUCUCUCUCUCUCAGUCUAUUCAUAUCUAUCUAUCUAUCUAUCUAUCUAUCUAUCUAUCUCAGUCUAUUCAUAUCUAUCUAUCUAUCUAUCUAUCUAUCUAUCUCAGUCUAUUCAUAUCUAUCUAUCUAUCUAUCUAUCUAUCUAUCUCAGUCUAUUCAUAUCUCUCUCUCUCAGUCUAUUCAUAUCUAUCUAUCUAUCUAUCUAUCUAUCUAUCUAUCUAUCUAUCUCAGUCUAUUCCAUCUAUCUAUCUAUCUAUCUAUCUAUCUAUCUAUCUAUCUAUCUAUCAUCUAUCUCAGUCUAUUCAUAUCUAUCUAUCUAUCUAUCUAUCUAUCUAUCUAUCUAUCUAUCUCUGUUCACAUUCUCUCUCCCUCUGCCUUCUUUUCGUUAUCUAUCUAUCUAUCUAUCAAUCUAUCUAUCUAUCUAUCUAUCUAUCUAUCUAUCUUCAGCCUCUUCAUAUCUAUCUGUCUCAGGCUGUCAUUUCAUCUAUCUGUCAGCUCGUUCUUUCAUCUAUCUAUCUAUACUAGUCCGUUCUUUCAUCUAUCUCAGCCUCUUCAUAUCUAUCUAUCUAUCUAUCUAUCUAUCUAUCUAUCUAUCUAUCUAUCUAUCUGUAAUCGACGCUUCGCACGCAUAUCCAUUAAGGUGAUAUCUCACGCGUUCACGAAUCGAGAAGCACUUCUUUUUCUCUAUCUUACACCUCUCUCUCACUCUAUCUCUUUCUCUGCCUUCCGGUGUUCAUUCUAUCUAUCUAUCUAUCUAUCUAUCUAUCUAUCUCCUUAA